AUGUCUGCUUCGAAAACCUGCCGAGCAGCCCGGUUGGCCGCGAAAACUGAGCUUAUGGCUACGACUCAUCUCAAGAAUAUAGAAAUCGGGAAGCGCUCUAUACGUCUCUUCGUCUCGCCCGCGCCAGUCAAUUUUGCUGAGAGACGCUCUGUUUUGAGAGCGCUUGAACAAUAUGGCCCAGUAGAGUUCUUCAAGCUCAUGCCGGGUCAAGGUUCUGCCUUCAUAUCACUGAUGAAAGAAAGUGAAGCUGCCACCAAAGCCGUCUCUUCAAGCCCAGUCAACAUUACCGUUCCUUCAUCCUGCAAGGUGCCAAGGUCUGUUGUGAAAGUUGACGGGCUAAAACCGCGCUUUGAAAAGCAGCCUUCGCAGUCUUUUAGGUCAGAAGACAGCAAAUUUGUCAUCGAAAUAACGGAGUCCCCCGCAUAUAAUCAUAAGGGCAGCUCCAGCUCGUUUCUCGCGAGCGUCUGGCCAGACUUUGUCACAAAAAAUAAGACUCUUGCUUCAGAAACUCUGCAACAGUCGCUCCCUAAUAGUAUCGCAGCUAGGGGCUUGAGCCAUUGGGCCGUUGAUUUCGGACACGAACCAGCAAUGGAUUCCAGAAAGAUUGACAGAUUAGAAACCCGCAAUUGGAUUCCAACGAAGAUAAAAACACCGCCUAGAAACCCAAUACCGCAGGCAGUGGGAGAAUGGGUGCGUCGAGAACAUAUACUGCCCCGCCAGCAAUUAAGGACGGAUGAGCAAGCGACGCGUACCACUCCCGAAGACCAAGACAUCUGA
Messenger RNA from Fusarium verticillioides 7600, 777 nucleotides. RefSeq lists its product as hypothetical. NCBI's taxonomy places the organism in Eukaryota, Fungi, Ascomycota, Sordariomycetes, Hypocreales, Nectriaceae. The record is from RefSeq and is a predicted model, not a curated record. The transcript has 2 exons. The coding region runs from base 1 to 777 and encodes 258 amino acids.